ACAGAAAGCAUAACAAAGCCGAAAAAGGGGUCAGAGGUCAUAAACCCAAAGGGAGCCGAAUUGUGUGUAUUGACCUUUUCUGAGACAAGGUCACAUCAGGUCAACCAAGGAUCAUUAGGUGGCAGACAUAUUAUAAUUACCCAGUUGUUUGUGCCUUGAUUUUUUUUUAUCUUUUUAUUUCUUCACCUUAAUUCUGUUGUUGUUUUUUCGCCGUUUUGAUAUGAAAUAAGGUCGUCUUUUUGAAAAUAUUACGACGAAAUUAGGGUUUUUAUGAGAGUAUGUAUUUGACUUUUAAAAAAAUAUUGGGUGCAUGGUAUAGGUGAAUUAAUUAUAUCUUUGGUCUUUGUACAGUAAUUUGAGUCGUAAAUUCCUGCGUACAGAAAGCAAAGUAAAUUGGGAAUAGAUAUGAACUGUGGGUGUUGCCUGAUGACGUUCGUUUGAUUGGGUACUGGCGUUAUUUAUAGUUCAGAGUCAAAUGUUUAAUUUCGUUCAGUCGUUUUACACUCUGUGGAUUUACGUUCUUUGUAGAUUAUGGAGUUUAUGCUACGUUAUCCGUUUGAAUUUACUGGUUAUUCGUAUCGUUUAGUGCGGUUAGGAAUGGAGUCGUUGGCAACUGUGCGGAUGGGAAGCAGCUUCUCCCUUUCCUAUUGGUCCAAAGGCGGGCUGUGAUUGGCCGACGCUCGCUUCGCCCCGCCCCCUGACCUGAGGUCGCGGACUACAAAUACCCCAGAAGUCGAGGCGAAAGGCAGAACAUUUACGACUGUGAGUCCUACCUCCUCUAGUGCUUGUGCCUCGAACUCCCUCGCAAUGGAAAACACCUCCGUCAGUAAGCCAAGACUGUCCUUCGGGAUCGACACCAUCUUGGGCCUGAGCGAGCCCUCCACGCCCCCCAGACCCAACUCCUCCUGCAGCGUCUCCAGCGACAGCUCGGGGGUGAGCCACGACUCGGAGCGUUCCCUCAGCCCCGACGUGCCCUUCUACCCUCGCCUGCAGCACCACUGGGCUCCCCCCGCCCACCCCGUCGUCUCCCACCACGCCCAUCCGUACCUCUCCUUCGGCAGCGUGUCCCCGACGGAGGGCCACCGCGACUUGCCCAAGCUGCCCGGGCCCGUGCUGCGCCGCCACAAGGCCAACCGGAAGCCGCGCACGCCCUUCACCUCCGAGCAGCUGCUGGCGCUCGAGAAGAAGUUCCGCGAGAAGCAGUACCUGAGCAUCGCCGAGCGCGCCGAGUUCUCCGCCUCGCUCAGCCUGACGGAGACGCAGGUCAAGAUCUGGUUCCAGAACCGCCGCGCCAAGGACAAGCGCCUCAAGGAAGCCGAGAUCGAGCGCCUCACCCGCCCUGUGUACCCUGCCUACGGCGGCCUCCUCCCCCUGGGCGGCCCUCUGCCCUCCCUGCACCUCCAGCAGCCGAUGACUCCCCUCUUCCGGUGAUCGCCUGAGCCUCGACCCCGCUUCCUGAGCCUCAGCCUCCUAGUCGGCGCCCUUAGUCGCUUCGCCCCAGUGAAAGCAUCCCCGAGCACACGAUGUCCUGUCGAGUUCUCUCUCCCUCGCCACGACCUCCCCAGCUGCCCACAGACGGUCGCCCGGGAUGCCCCAGUGUGCUAAGAUGGCCGCGUCCGUUCCGUUUCUAAGAUGUUCCUUCGUCGUAGACUGUUUCUUCGAGACGGUUCCCCUCCUCGUCGUCUUCCGCCAGUCUGACUGUCGCUUGUAUAAUGUUUAGGACUAUGUACGCUUUUGUGAGAAGAUCGUUUUAUGAAUGAAUAAAAAAGAGUUUUUAUA
Messenger RNA from Penaeus monodon (black tiger shrimp), 1779 nucleotides. RefSeq names its product homeobox protein MSX-2-like. The record is from RefSeq and is a predicted model, not a curated record. Gene Ontology annotation, cellular component: nucleus. The transcript is spliced from 2 exons. Lineage: Eukaryota; Metazoa; Arthropoda; Malacostraca; Decapoda; Penaeidae. Gene Ontology annotation, molecular function: RNA polymerase II transcription regulatory region sequence-specific DNA binding; DNA-binding transcription factor activity, RNA polymerase II-specific. The coding region runs from base 808 to 1431 and encodes 207 amino acids. Gene Ontology annotation, biological process: embryonic morphogenesis; regulation of transcription by RNA polymerase II.